AUGUGUGGAAUAAAAUUGCAACAUACAACGGCUUACCACCCCCAAGCAAAUGGGAAGGCAGAACGCCUCCAUAGAUCUCUCAAGACCGCACUUAUGGCACACAAUAGCAUGGCCUGGACUGAAACACUUCCAACUGUUUUUCUUGGCUUACGCACAGUUAUGCAAGAAGACUCUGCAUAUACCAUUGCUCAAAUGGUUUAUAGACAAAAUAUACGAUUACCUGGAGAAUUUUUUCCCAAUAGUACAACUCCUAUACCACUAGAACCCCCUUAUGAUGAUCCUUUUCAAGUGGUUGACAGAAAAAUAAAAAAAUUUACAGUAAAAAUUAAUUACAAAGAUGUUACAGUGUCUAUUGAUAGAUUAAAUCCUGCAUAUUUUUUGCAAACACCAGACAUUACUACGAAGCAAUCAACACCGUCAAUAAGACAACCUGUCAAUCCUCCAACAGACUUACCUCCUAAAAUUAACAAGUUUCCUGCAAACCAGUUGCGUACCGGACGAACAAUAAAACCCCCUGUGCGAUUUCGGGAUCUGUACAUGUAUCAUUUAUACAUGUAUCAAUAA
Molecule: messenger RNA, 564 nt
Organism: Stegodyphus dumicola
Lineage: Eukaryota; Metazoa; Arthropoda; Arachnida; Araneae; Eresidae
Source: RefSeq, a predicted model, not a curated record